GACUAUCUAAUGACAUGUUGUGUUUCAGUAGUACUGAUUUAAAAUUCGCAUUCGGUAGAAUAUUUUAUCACUUUUUUCCGAUAUGAAAAUUGCCGUCGUCGGAUAACAUUGAUAAAAAUAUCCACGUAAAAGAGAAGCUGCAAUUAAAAUUCCUUGUAAAUAAAAUGGAUCUUCAUAAGCCCGUGCCGAACAAGACCUACGAAGAGAUGACUCGUGAAGAACGACUGAGAUUCGACCACCAAAAGAUGCACGAGAAACAUAAAGGACAUGAUGCGAUGCACUUAGAGAUGAUAUUAAUAUUGUUAGUGACAUUAAUCAUAGCCCAAAUCUUACUAGUCCAAUGGAAGCAACGGCACUAUCGGUCGUAUUCGCUGACGACACUCAUAGCACUGUGGCUUAUUCCGAUUGUGGUUUGUCUGAAAAAUUUCUGGUGGCGAUUUACGAUAUCAUGGGUUGUGUUCACUCUUAUUAGCUUGAUAGUGAUGCGAAAGGCUAACACCAAACCAGUAUCGGGUAGCACACCCAGAUUAGUGUACAAGUGGUUCAAUUUCAUCUACAAAUUAAGCUAUGGGCUCGGCAUCAUCGGAUAUUCGAUCAUGUUGAUGGCAUUUUUCGGUAUAAAUUUGAUAUUUGGCCAGCCACCACAAUCGUGGAUGGAUGUGGGUUUGAUGUUCGCGUAUUAUGGACUGUAUUUCGGUGUGCUUGGACGCGAUUUAUCGGAAAUUUGUACAGAUAAAUUAGCCUGUAACAUUGGGUAUUACCACCCAAAGGGUCUGCCCACCCGACAAUUGGAAGAAAAUAUUUGUGCCGUUUGUGGACAUGAGUUGGUUGUUAAGGCUGAGGAAGAGGGUUUACUGGAAAACAGUUACAAAUUGCCUUGCAAUCAUGUUUUCCACGAAUUCUGUAUACGAGGCUGGUGUAUUAUUGGAAAGAAGCAGACGUGUCCUUAUUGUAAAGAAAAAGUUGACUUAGCGAGACUCUUCAAAAAUCCUUGGGAACGACCGCAUCUACUCUACGGACAACUACUAGAUUGGGUGCGCUAUUUGGUUGCAUGGCAGCCACUCAUUUUGGGCUUGGUGCAGGGCAUUAAUUAUGUCCUCGGUUUAGAGUAGGUUUUUCUGUUUUUUGUAUUUUUGUAAAUUUGAUUAUUCGAUUUGUACAAAGCCAGCAUAAUGUUCAAGUGAGAGAUAAUGAAAAAUCUUUAUAAAAAAAAGCAAGAACAAUCGAAACACCGAAUUGAAAAAUUGAAUAAAAAAAAUCAUUUCUUUUUGUAGAACCAUCGUUACUCAGAACCUUCAUGAAGUGACAGAAAUUGAUGUUCAAUUUGAUUGAACGUAGAGAAAAGAAUAUGAAAACACGGUUGAUCCAUAAGCGAAUGGAUUUGACGAUUUUGUUGCAGUGAUUGUGUCGACAUUCAAAUUAAAUUUAUUUUUUGGCGGAAUUUUUUUUAACUUUUUGAGUUUAAAGUAAAAACAAAAAAAAAUAUUUUUUUUUCAAAAAAUUUGACUUCUUUUUGGCUUUAACAUUUGUUUUUGUGUUUUAUCGUAACUAAUUUUUUUGUUCUACUCGAUAAGCUGCCACACAAUCAUCAAUCAAUAACCGUUCAAUUAACAAACACUUUUUUUUUGUUUUGGUAACAAUCGAUCAUUUUGUGUAUUUUCAGGUCUUUGUUUGAAUGAGACUGAUACUUUUUUAUGUAGUAAAUUCCGGUCAUUUAUUACCAUUGAUCUGCAUCCAAUGUUCCAGGAAAAGAUAAUUUUGAAAUUUUUAUUUAUUAAAAAUGUUAGACGAGGAAAUGAAAAGAGCAUUUUCGGGUGUGUUUAAUUCAUGACUGUAAUUGAUUUUUGUGUAUAUGAAACCUAUUGUUGAGCGACAAAGAGAAACGGAAUCGUGUUAAAAUGUAAUUUGUAUAAAUGUUUCAGUAUUUGGUCACUAAUACAUGGAAUGCAAAAGAGUUGUGUUCACAAAGAACUACCCC
Bradysia coprophila is the source of this 1978-nucleotide messenger RNA. RefSeq names its product E3 ubiquitin ligase Rnf121. Gene Ontology annotation, biological process: ERAD pathway. Lineage: Eukaryota; Metazoa; Arthropoda; Insecta; Diptera; Sciaridae. Gene Ontology annotation, cellular component: Golgi membrane; endoplasmic reticulum membrane. The record is from RefSeq and is a predicted model, not a curated record. Gene Ontology annotation, molecular function: zinc ion binding; ubiquitin protein ligase activity; nucleic acid binding.